AUGGCAGUUAAUCAUUUAAACGAAAUUAUUUCAUUAUUUCUUCAGUGGAAUGUAAAAGAACUUAGUGAUAAUGAUUUGAGUACUGGUAUUAGUAAUAAUGGGAAAACUUGUUCAGCUGAAGAAGUACGUCACACUGCACGAUUAUUAGGUUCAUCUCUUUUUCAGUUUCGAUAUAAUGAAGACAACGUAUUUCUUAUUCGAAUCGCACCCACAAUAAAUAUAUGUAAAGAUUUUCUUGCUGGUAAAUGUACUUUUAAAGCAGAAGGAUGCAAUCAACUUCAUUUAUGUCGCCGUUUCGGUUCAUGUAACACAAAAAAUUGUCAUUUUCCUCAUGAUUUUACACAUGGAAAUAAUCGACGCAUUGUUGAACAAUCAAAUUGUCAAAAUGUAAAUCCAAUACUACUUGUUCGUCUUAUUCGACUUAAUAAACAAUUGUCUCGUCGUUUGUCUAAUACUUCGGUUAUUCCUCGCGUUAUUUCAAAAACACCGAAUACGACAUCAUCGUCAGUAGAACCCAAACAAGUUCAACAAGUUUUUAAGAGAAACAAACAUUUUCGUUCAAGACGAAAAUCUCGAGGUGAUAAGUCUAAUACAGUUACUGAUGGAGAUAAUACUACUGAGUCGACAGUUGUGUCGUCAGUAUUAGACACAAAUUGUCAAAUAAAUAUCAGUUUUCCAUCAAAAUCUAUUACUUCUCAUAUCACAAUUGACGAAAUCGUAGACUUCUUAAGACUACAAGGUGUAGCUAUCCAAAAAGUGUUUAAUGCGAAAAAAAAUGAACGUUUUCAUCAAUGUACACUUCAAUUUCAGGAGCAAAACGAUAAUCUUCUGACACAAUCGAGGAUUCCAUAUGAAGAUGUUGAUUUAAAAUUUAAAAGAACCAAUCCAUUAAUCGAUCAAAAACGUUUCAUACUCAAAUCGACAAUCGAUUCUAAACGAGGACCAAUUAGCAUGGAGAAAUUUUCGCUUUAUAUUGAUGUUUUAACUAAUCAUUGUUCGUUUAAAUUAACCAAUCUUUCAUCAUCAGUGGAACAGUUUCUGCUGGUUCAAUGUGAAAAUAUCAUUGGAUCUGAGCUUGGUUUCGAGAUUGAAAUUCGUGGUAAUCGAAUUGAAAUUCAUCAUUAUUCCAUAACUGCUAUGUUGGCUAAACAAAAUCCUUCUGAAAUUCUGGCCAAUAAAACUCACAAUUUUAUGCGCACAUUCGCUUUUCGUUCAAUUAUAUUGCAACAAUCCGUAGAACAACUUAAGAUUUUUCAUGCACAUUCCAAUACUGUUGCGUUCUGUCAUAUUAAAGACAACAAUUAUAAUUUGGCUACUAAAAAAUCAAAUAUAGAAAGUAUUAUGCAAAAGCUACUGCAAAAGAAACUAAACGUUGAAAAAGUAGUAAAGAAUCAAUCUUCAGCAGCAUCUACUGAUGAGGAAAAGGUCAAAACUGUUAAUGAAAUAGUAUUACCAAAAUUUGUCAUUCCAUCACCAUUGCUCAACUCAGUAACUACUGAUGACAGGCCUAUUGUAAGUGAUGACAUUACUCACAAGAUUGUGACAUUAACAUUCAAUAAUUCAGCACAAGUGGCUUUAUUUACUGAUAAGACAUUUCAAAACUGUCUUCAAACCUAUUUCAAUAAAAACUAUUGUGCUAAACUUGAUAUGGAGGAUUCAGCUGAUGUCAAUAGUCGAUCUUUGGUGAAAAUAAUCGGACGACAGAGCUCUAUCGACCCAACAUUAAGCGAGUUGCUGACUUUAUUUUCAUUAGGUCGAACAAAAACAUUCAAUGAAACAAUAGAUAAUGGCUGGGUAAAGAUUACCAAUGCAGUUCAUGUUAUUCAACAUCAUUUUAAUGUCUUGAACAUCAAAUGUGUUUGUCAGCAACAGGUAUCUCCACUCGCGAUACUAGUGCACUAUAUCGACAAAGAACAUAUUGAGUUUGGUGUUGAUGAACAAAUCAUUGAUGGAUUAUGUCGAAAAACAUUGGUUCUAGCCAAAUGUACAUCGGCUACAUUUGAAAAGGAAUGGGAGUCACUUAAAAUGAAAAUAUAUAUACGUGAUGAUUAUGGAAAAGAUAUUUGCCUGUUUGAUGAACAACAGACUAUUACCCUAUUCGGUUUACCUGAAGUAGUUAAAAAUGUUCAACAAUUAUUUGAAGAUAAGAAAACAAAAUAUGUUCCACCUAUUGUCAAAAACGAGCUGAACAAACCAGAGACAUCUGUACAACCGAGUCAACCUACCAUACAUCAAGAAGAUAAGCAAAUAAAAAAACAAAUAGUUCAAACAUUCUCAAUAGCAUUCGAUGUUGAUGAACCUGGUUUUGAAAUUCUUGCCAAUCGGGACUGCAAUCAAUUAUUAAAUAUUGUUGGGUCGAAAUGUCAGUUAGAGAAACAAAUUAUUUAUCAUAAAAUUCAAAUUCAAAUACCCAAAGUAAGGGCUGAUCAUUUUAACUAUAAUACAUUGCAAAGUCAAUCGCAAGAAAAUACUUCUGAAUCAACGAAUGAUGUUAAUAACCCUUCUGCGAACUCAAAUCUGAAUUGGUUUCAAAGAUUAUUUCAACGUAGCAAAUCAAAGACGCAAUCUUCAACACCUGUAAAACAGCAAAAUUCCACACCACAAGUACAAGCAACAUCAAGUGCAACUAAUAUAACUAGUAUUGCUAUUGGCAAUUCGAAGAUUAUUGUUUGUACAGGAGAUUUAACAAAGCAAGUGGUCGAUAUAAUCGUUGUUUGUUCAACAUCUGGAAUACUACGUGAUGCAAUUAUCUCUGCUGCUGGACAACAAGUAAAAACUGUCUAUAAUCAACAACCAUCCAACAGUAUAUUGGAGUUUGAAACAACAGGUGGUAAUUUACCUUGUAAAAAGAUUGUGUUUCGACCAUGGAUCUGUAAUAAAAAUCAAACGCAAAACUUAAAACCAUCCAUUAUUACAUUUGUUCAAUCAGUAAUUUCAUUUGCACUUCAUCAUAAGUUAACAACAAUUGCUUUUCCAAGCAUUGGCUGUGGACAAUUAGGUUUCGAUCCGAAAUUGAUUGCUGAAUAUAUGAUUGGCGAGACCUAUGAGCAAUUAAAAAAUACAGUUCAUUCUACAUUAAUUGUUUCUUUUGUUUUACUACCUGGACAAAAAAAUGUCUAUGAUGCAUUUACUGAUCGACUCAAUAAGAUACAAAUGAUUGAUGAUAAGCCAACUAGUAUUUCUUUCGAUAAACAAAUAGUGAGAAUUAAAUUGACUGGUUCAAACAAUAGUCAAUUGAUUGAAUAUCGAAAUACAAUAAAACAAUUAGCUCAAUCAUGUUCCCUUAAACUUCAUCUAACUGAUAAAACUGAUAUGACUGAUUGGUCGCAAGACACCAUUCAAAGAUAUUAUGAUUAUUGUUUACACAGACAAGUCAUACCGAAACUCGAUCUUCAAAAUUCAACUUUGGAUUUGAUAGGUCCUAAAGAUGCGGUAACCGAUGCUGAAAAGUAUUUUUUUCAAUUAACUGCUGAAAUACUAAGAAAUGCGCGUAUUCAAGUUUUAACACGUGGAUGUAUAUGGUCAGUUGAAAUAUCAUCUGGUCAAUGGGAACAAUAUCCAUUUAGAAUCAAUGAACUAAUUGAAAAUGCUCAAUUGAAAAAACUUCCAUAUAUUGAAUUUGAAAACGAAAAAUCAGAAAAAUGUCGAAUAAUUUUCUCAUCCAUGGAAGAAGAAUGUCAAAAACGAAAACGAAAAGUCUGUCGUAAACGUAUAGAUUCAACAUUACCUCAAUAUUGGGACUUAUCCGGUGAUUAUUUUAAACGAGUAGUUCUUUUAGACUCUUCUAACGAGUACAAAGAUGUUUUAAAUCGAUUUGAUUCUACAAUGAAAGGUAACUAUUCGAAAAUCAUGAAAAUUGAACGGAUUCAAAAUGAACGUUGGUACAAACAGUAUGCUGCUCAUCGUGAUGAGUUUACGCAACGCUAUACACAACCUGAUGAACGACUACUUUUUCAUGGUUGCAGCAGUGAAUCAGCUGAUAAAAUUGUACAAGAAUGCUUUAAUAGAGCAUUUGCUGGUGCUAAUGGAGUUAUGUAUGGUCAAGGAGUUUAUUUUCAUGAACAUUCAAAAUAUAGUCAUAGUUAUGCUAAAGCAAGCACAUCAAACGAACGAACUAUGUUCUUAGCUCGUGUUUUGAUUGGAAAAACAUGUCUUGGCAAUUCAUCGAUGAAAGUUCCACCUAAAAGUUUCGAUACAACUACAGAUGGUGGAUACAUUUUUGUGAUUUAUCAUGAUGCUGGAGCCUAUGGUGAAUAUCUUAUAACGUACAGAUGA
Messenger RNA from Rotaria sp. Silwood1, 4275 nucleotides. The record is from the annotation of a GenBank genome assembly. NCBI's taxonomy places the organism in Eukaryota, Metazoa, Rotifera, Eurotatoria, Philodinida, Philodinidae.